AUGGGGGAGAGGGGAAAGUUGUACGUCAGCCUUUCCCAUCCUGGCGCCCUCCAGUCUCCUCCAGGAAUUGUUCAGGAGGCCAUCGCAGUGGCUGUCAAAAAUGGCUACCGGCUCAUCGACUGUGCUUUUUUUUAUGACAAUGAGGGGGCAAUUGGUGAGGGUCUCCAGAAGGUGCUGAAGGAAGGCUGUGUGAAGAGAGAGGAGCUGUUUAUUAUUAGCAAGCUGUGGAAUAGCUUCCAUGCUCCUGAAGAUGUGAAAACAGCCCUCUUGGAAACCCUACGGCUGUUACAACUGGAUUAUCUGGAUCUGUACCUAAUGCAUUCUCCAAUGGGCAUCAAGAAUGUCAAGGGAAAUCUCUUGCCACAGAAGGAUGGGAAAGUCCUAAUGUGUGAUGUUGAUUACGUGGACACAUGGAAGCAGAGCUGUUGGUGCAUCGUUGAGUUUGGGGUCCCCGUGCAGGGCAAGAUCGACUCCUGCAGCACCGCCCUUUCUUCCUGCGCUGUCCCCGACUCCCCGUUUCUCAGCACGCUGCGAGGAGUCUGUCCUGGCAAGCGCAUCAGGCCAGCCAACUGCUUUUCAGCUUGUGGGGCUUCACUUUUCUUACAGGCGAUGGAAAAGCUGGUGGAUGACGGACUAGUCCGGGGCAUCGGGAUGGCCAACUUUAACCAGAGCCAGGUGGAGAGGCUGCUUUCUGUGGCAAGAGUGAAGCCUGAUGUCCUCCAGGUGGAACGUCACGUCUACCAGACCCAGUGCCAGCUGAUUCCAUUCACCAGGUCCAAGGGCAUGGCCCUCAUCGGAUACAGCCCCUUGACAUCGCCAAAGCGCCCCUUCCCUCCAGGCAAACUGGAUCCUAAAAAUGCCAUGGAGGACCCUUUGGUGAAGGAGAUCGCUAAGAAGCACGGGAAAUCGCCUGCACAGGUUCUGAUCCGUUUCAAUCUUCAAUCUGACAUAGCCACUAUUCCAAAGAGCCAGACACCUGCUCACAUCAUUGAGAAUUCAAAGGUUUUUGAUUUCAGACUGACUGAUGAAGAGAUGAAAAAGCUGGAAUCCCUCCACUGUGGAGCACGAGCUGUGGCCUGGGAUAUCUUGGGGAUGGGCUGCCAUAAGUUCUACCCUUUCAGCAAGGAUCAGUGA
Elgaria multicarinata webbii is the source of this 1134-nucleotide messenger RNA. Its product is annotated as aldo-keto reductase family 1 member B7-like. Gene Ontology annotation, cellular component: cytosol. NCBI's taxonomy places the organism in Eukaryota, Metazoa, Chordata, Lepidosauria, Squamata, Anguidae. Gene Ontology annotation, molecular function: aldose reductase (NADPH) activity. The transcript has 10 exons. The record is from RefSeq and is a predicted model, not a curated record. Bases 1 to 1134 code for a protein of 377 amino acids.